GGGCUGAGCGGCCGGCGAUGGGGACCCAACAUCCCAGCCAGCGCCGGCACCCCCGGCACCUGACAUGAGCCCCUGCGGGCCCCUCAACCUGAGCCUGGCCGGCGAGGCGACCACUUGCGCGGCGCCCAGGGGCCCCAACACGUCGGCCGUGCCGCCGUCGGGUGGCUCCGGCGCGUCGCCCGCGCUGCCCAUCUUCUCCAUGACACUGGGCGCUGUGUCCAACUUGCUGGCGCUGGCGCUGCUGGCCCAGGCCGCGGGCCGCCUGCGGCGCCGCCGCUCAGCGGCCACCUUCCUUCUGUUCGUCGCCAGCCUGCUGGUCACCGACCUGGCGGGCCACGUGAUCCCGGGCGCGCUGGUGCUGCGCCUCUACGCCACGGGGCGCGCGCCGGCCGGUGGAGCCUGCCACUUCCUGGGCGGCUGCAUGGUCUUCUUCGGCCUGUGCCCGCUGCUUCUGGGCUGUGGCAUGGCCGUGGAGCGCUGGGUGGGCGUCACGCGACCGCUGCUCCACGCGGCCCGGGUCUCGGCGGCCCGCGCGCGCCUGGCGCUGGCCGCUCUGGCCUCCGUCGCCUUGGCCGUGGCGCUGCUGCCGCUGGCGCGCGUGGGCCGCUACGAGCUGCAGUACCCCGGCACCUGGUGCUUCAUCGGCCUGGGCCCGCCGGGCGGCUGGCGCCAGGCGCUGCUCGCCGGCCUCUUCGCCGGCCUCGGCCUGGCCGCGCUCCUCGCAGCGCUCGCGUGCAACACGCUGAGCGGCCUGACCCUGCUGCGCGCCCGCUGGCGCCGCCGCUCCGCACGGCUCCCCUCGGCCUCUGGCCCCGACAGCCGCCGUCGCUGGGGGUUGCGCGGACCCCGCUCGGCUUCCGCCUCGUCCGCCUCGUCCAUCGCUUCGGCCUCCGUCGCCUUUGGCGGCUCCCGGGGCGGCGGCUCAGCACGCAGAGCCCGCGCCCACGACGUGGAGAUGGUGGGCCAGCUCGUGGGCAUCAUGGUGGUCUCGUGCAUCUGCUGGAGCCCGCUGCUGGUGUUGGUGGUGCUGGCCGUCGGGGGCUGGAGUUCCAGCUCCCUGCAGCGGCCGCUGUUUCUGGCCGUGCGCCUUGCGUCUUGGAACCAGAUCCUGGACCCCUGGGUGUACAUCCUGCUCCGCCAGGCCGUGCUGCGCCAGCUGCUUCGCCUCCUGCACCCGAGGGGCAGCGCCAAAGGCGGCCCGUCGGUGCUGGGCCUGACCUGGGGCACUUGGGAGGCCAGCUCCCUGCGCAGCUCCCGGCACAGUGGCCUCAGCCACUUUUAAGCGCGCCCGGAAGCCGAGCGGCUAAGCCAGCCCACCCUAGGCCGGGCCCAGGUCCGCAGUGCAGAGCCUUUGAGGAAUAAAGCCAUU
Molecule: messenger RNA, 1369 nt
Organism: Propithecus coquereli (Coquerel's sifaka)
Lineage: Eukaryota; Metazoa; Chordata; Mammalia; Primates; Indriidae
Gene: PTGER1
Product: prostaglandin E receptor 1 (subtype EP1), 42kDa
Exons: 3
Coding region: 65-1282 (405 amino acids)
Biological process (GO): positive regulation of cytosolic calcium ion concentration; inflammatory response; adenylate cyclase-activating G protein-coupled receptor signaling pathway
Cellular component (GO): plasma membrane
Molecular function (GO): prostaglandin E receptor activity
Source: RefSeq, a predicted model, not a curated record